This is a messenger RNA of Hevea brasiliensis (rubber tree), 1147 nucleotides long. Its product is annotated as 50S ribosomal protein HLP, mitochondrial. Lineage: Eukaryota; Viridiplantae; Streptophyta; Magnoliopsida; Malpighiales; Euphorbiaceae. The coding region runs from base 416 to 961 and encodes 181 amino acids. The record is from RefSeq and is a predicted model, not a curated record. The transcript is spliced from 4 exons. Gene Ontology annotation, cellular component: mitochondrial large ribosomal subunit; ribosome. Gene Ontology annotation, molecular function: structural constituent of ribosome; large ribosomal subunit rRNA binding. Gene Ontology annotation, biological process: translation.
CUCACGCUCCAUGACCUAUGGCAAUGAGUCGGGACCGUAUACGAGUAGCUUGAACGACAACGUUUUCCCUCUUUUUUCCUCUUCCAGUUCAAGACAUAACCUCAUUUCACAACCGCCUCUCCUGUGCUCCACGGCACUGAACGACGGAUUUCAAGACGCCUCUCACCGUUUCAGAGAGAAGAUCUUUUGGCUACCAAAGGAAAAUCAAAGCAUUUGCAGAGAGCUAAGUAGAACAAGGAGAAGAUGUUGAGAGUUGCAGCGAGGAGGCUUUCUUCUUUCUGUUCCACGCAGCCAUCGUGGAGGCCCAACCAGGCUGCCUCAGCAAUCGUGUCGCGGAAUCCGACCAACGGCGGUAUUCAAGAAGAUAAUUAAAGUACUUAUCAUUUUUGCUAAACAGCAGUCAGCAGCACUUGAAAUGCCACAAUAUAGUCUGUGCCCCCAUCAAUAUUGCAUAAUGGAGGCCAAGAUAUUGAUGGUCUUUGAAAAUUUGAUAGGGGGCCAUUCAUUGUUGGGAGGUCUUGGCAACAACUUUUCUGGCUUGUUGGACUCAUCACAUCAGAUGACAUGCAGUUUUUUUAUGUCUCAGCAACAUAGGACUUUCAUCCAAAUGAGGACAGUUCUCAAAGUUGUGGACAAUUCAGGUGCAAAGAAGGUGAUGUGCAUACAGGCUCUGAAGGGGAAGAAAGGGGCAAGAUUAGGAGACACGAUAGUAGCUUCGGUAAAGGAAGCUAUGCCAAAUGGAAAAGUGAAGAAAGGAAAGGUUGUGUAUGGUGUAGUAGUGCGUGCUGCCAUGCAACGGGGACGUUGUGAUGGUAGUGAGGUUAAGUUUGAUGACAACGCUGUUGUACUGGUGGAUAAGCAAGGUCAGCCAAUUGGGACUAGAGUGUUUGGGCCAGUCCCGCAUGAGCUAAGGAAGAAAAAGCAUGUCAAGAUCCUUACUCUGGCAGAGCAUAUUGCCUGAGGUAUUGGAUAUAUUGUUCUGAAAAUUUUGAAAUUUGUGGUCUUUCCUGUGCUAUGGACUUUCGAUUGUAUCGUUGAGGGGCAAACUUUGAGGAAAAGAAUCAAAAUGUUGUAGGCUUUGUUGAAUAGUUAAACAUAUUUCUUUUGAAAUCUGCAAAUCUAUUGCAUGCAUUACUGGUUUGAACUA